This is a messenger RNA of Pseudonaja textilis, 10152 nucleotides long. NCBI's taxonomy places the organism in Eukaryota, Metazoa, Chordata, Lepidosauria, Squamata, Elapidae. The record is from RefSeq and is a predicted model, not a curated record.
AUGGGGAGACGGCGGGCGCUUUGCCUGCAGCCGUAUUUCCUUUGGCUGGGGUGUGUGGCGCUCUGGGCGCAUGGAUCCGCUGGGCAGCAGCGGCAGGCUCGUCCGGCGGAGGGUGCGGAUACUAGCCGCUACUCUAUCUUGGGGAGUCUGGAAGGAGGCACAGCGCCAGCCGCCGCCAACCGCGUCCGCAGGAGAGGCCAGCAGGACAUGCUCAGGGGACCAAAUGUGUGUGGCUCCAGAUUCCAUUCCUACUGUUGCCCUGGAUGGAAAACACUCCCUGGGGGGAAUCAGUGUAUUGUUCCCAUUUGUAGAAAUAGUUGUGGUGAUGGAUUUUGUUCUCGUCCUAAUAUGUGUACUUGCUCCAAUGGACAAAUAUUGCCAAGCUGUGGACCAAAAUCUAUACAACAGUGUAACGUCAGAUGUCUGAAUGGUGGUACCUGUCUAGAUGACCAAUGCCAGUGUCAAAAAGGAUAUAUUGGCAGUUACUGUGGGCAACCUGUCUGUGAACAUGGAUGCCAGAAUGGAGGUCGCUGCAUCGGGCCCAAUCGUUGUGCAUGUGUAUAUGGAUUCACAGGCCCUCAAUGUGAAAGAGAUUAUAGAACAGGCCCUUGUUUUAUUCAAGUCAACAACCAGAUGUGUCAAGGUCAGCUGGCUGGCAUUGUUUGCACGAAGACACUUUGUUGUGCAACUAUAGGACGUGCAUGGGGCCAUCCUUGUGAAAUGUGCCCUGCUCAACCUCAACCAUGUCGUCGUGGUUUCAUUCCAAACAUCCGCACUGGAGCAUGUCAAGAUAUAGAUGAAUGUCAGGCUAUUCCUGGAAUCUGUCAGGGGGGAACUUGCAUCAAUACAGUUGGAUCAUAUGAAUGCAAAUGCCCUGCUGGUCAUAAACAGAAUGAAGCAACUCAAAAGUGUGAAGAUAUUAAUGAAUGCAGCCUCAUCCCAGGAAUCUGUGAUGCUGGUGAAUGUUCCAAUACUGUUGGAAGUUAUAUUUGUCUUUGUCCACGUGGCUUUGUGACAUCCACAGAUGGCUCUCGUUGCAUUGAUCAAAGAGCAGGUACUUGUUUCUCCAGUCUGCUGAAUGGUCGCUGUGCACAAGAGCUUCCAGGCAGGUUUACCAAGAUGCAGUGCUGCUGUGAAUCUGGGCAGUGUUGGGCUCUUGGUUCCAUUCCAGAAAUGUGUCCUGUUAGAGGCUCUGAUGAAUAUCGUGGGCUUUGCAUAGAUGGCAUUUCUGUUAUAGGCGGUUCCAGGCCUGGUGGCACAGGAGGAAAUGGCUUUGGCCCAGGAGGAACAGGAUUCAUCCCUAUUCCUGGUGGAAAUGGGUUUUCCCCAGGUGUACAUGGAACUGGAAUAGGGACCGGUGGCCAAGGUCCCACAGGAAAUGGCCCCAUCAUUACGGGACUGACAAUACUCAAUCAGACAAUAGAUAUCUGUAGACAUCAUCCAAAUUUAUGCUUAAAUGGGCGUUGCAUUCCAACAAUUUCCAGUUACCGGUGUGAAUGCAAUAUGGGAUAUAAGCAGGAUGCCAACGGAGACUGUACUGAUGUUGAUGAGUGUAUAUCAAAUCCAUGCUCUAAUGGAGACUGUGUGAACACACCUGGCUCUUAUUAUUGUAAAUGUCAUAUAGGUUUCCAAAGAACACCUACUAAGCAGGCUUGCAUUGACAUUGAUGAGUGUAUUCAGAAUGGUGUCCUUUGUAAGAAUGGUCGUUGUGUAAAUACUGAUGGUAGUUUUCAGUGCAUUUGCAAUGCUGGCUUUGAACUGACAACUGAUGGGAAAAACUGUGUUGAUCAUGAUGAAUGUACAACUACCAACAUGUGUUUGAAUGGAAUGUGUAUCAAUGAGGAUGGCAGUUUCAAGUGCAUCUGUAAACCUGGGUUUGUCCUGGCUCCUAAUGGACGUUACUGUACUGAUAUUGAUGAAUGUAAAACUCCAGGUAUUUGCAUGAAUGGCCACUGCAUUAAUACAGAAGGAUCAUUUCGUUGUGAUUGUCCACCUGGACUAGCUGUUGGAGUUGAUGGUCGAGUUUGUGUUGAUACUCAUAUGCGAAGCACAUGCUAUGGUGGAAUCAAAAAGGGAGUAUGUGUUCGCCCUUUUCCUGGAGCAGUGACAAAAUCUGAAUGUUGCUGUGCCAAUUUAGACUAUGGCUUUGGUGAACCAUGCCACCCAUGUCCUGCCAAGAAUUCAGCUGAGUUCCAUGGCCUUUGUAGUGGAGGAGUAGGAAUUACUGUGGAUGGAAGAGAUAUAAAUGAAUGUGCUUUAGAUCCUGAUAUUUGCUCUAAUGGGGUUUGUGAAAACUUACGUGGCAGCUAUCGUUGUAACUGCAACAGUGGAUAUGAAUCAGAUGUUUCAGGACAAAAUUGUGUUGACAUUGAUGAAUGUUUUGUGAAUCGAUUAUUAUGUGACAAUGGCCUUUGUCGAAAUACACCUGGAAGUUACAGCUGUGUGUGUCCAAAAGGAUAUGUAUUCAGCAGUGAAACUGACACAUGUGAAGAUAUAAACGAAUGUGAAAGCAGUCCUUGUGUCAAUGGUGCUUGCAGGAACAAUCUUGGGUCUUUCAUUUGUGAAUGUUUAUCUGGCAGCAAACUAGAUUCUACAGGUUUCAUUUGUAUUGAUAGUCUGAAAGGAACAUGCUGGUUGAACAUACAAGAUAAUCGCUGUGAAGUGAAUCUUAAUGGAGCUACUCUGAAAUCAGAAUGCUGUGCUACUCUGGGAGCUGCUUGGGGUAGUCCUUGCGAGCGUUGUGAAUUUGAUACUGCAUGCCCUAGAGGAUUUGCAAGAGUCAAAGGUGUUUCUUGUGAAGAUGUAAAUGAGUGUGAAGUUUUUCCGGGGGUGUGUCCCAAUGGGCGGUGCAUCAACAGCAGAGGCUCUUUUCAUUGUGAAUGUCCCAGUGGUCUGACAUUGGAUGGAACUGGCAGGGUGUGUUUGGAUAUCCGAAUGGAGCAGUGUUACCUGAGAUGGGAUGAAGAUGACUGUGUUCAACCUGUACCUGGAAAAUUCCGUAUGGACACGUGUUGCUGUGCUAUAGGUGCUGCUUGGGGUUCCGACUGCGAGGAAUGCCCCAAGCCAGGCACAAAAGAAUAUGAAGACUUAUGCCCCAGAGGUCCAGGCUUCUCCAACCGUGGGGAUAUUUUAACUGGAAGGCCAUUUUACAAAGAUAUAAAUGAAUGUAAAAUGUUCUCUGGCAUGUGCACAAAUGGCAAAUGUAGAAAUACGAUUGGAAGCUUCAAAUGUAGAUGCAAUAAUGGAUUUGCGCUUGAUAUGGAAGAGAGAAAUUGCACAGAUAUUGAUGAAUGCCGUAUCUCACCUGAUCUUUGUGGAAGUGGAACUUGUGUCAACACUCCAGGAAGCUUUGAGUGUCAAUGCUUUGAGGGCUAUGAAAGUGGAUUUAUGAUGAUGAAAAACUGUAUGGACAUAGAUGAAUGUGAACGUAACCCCCUUCUUUGUAGAGGUGGGAAAUGCUUGAAUACUGAAGGAAGCUUUCAGUGUGACUGUCCUCUUGGGCAUGAAUUGUCUUCAUCACGUGAAGAAUGUGUGGAUAUCAAUGAAUGUUCUCUUAGCGAUAACUUAUGUAGAAAUGGGAAAUGUGUGAAUGUGAUUGGAAUGUAUCAGUGUUCCUGUAAUCCUGGGUACCAGGCAACUCCAGAUAAGCAAGGCUGCAUCGAUAUUGAUGAGUGCAUGAUUAUGAAUGGAGGCUGUGACACUCACUGCAGUAAUUCAGAAGGCAGCUAUGAAUGUAGUUGCAGUGAUGGAUAUGCUCUUAUGCCAGAUAUGAGGAGUUGUGCAGAUAUUGAUGAAUGUGACAGUAACCCAGAUAUCUGUGAUGGUGGACAGUGCAUUAACAUUCCAGGAGAAUAUCGUUGUCUUUGUUAUGAUGGAUUCAUGGCUUCUGUUGAUAUGAAAAUAUGCAUUGAUGUGAAUGAAUGCGAUCUAAAUUCGAACAUUUGCAUGUUUGGAGAAUGUGAGAACACCAAAGGAUCCUUCAUUUGUCAUUGCCAGCUGGGUUAUUCUGUCAAGAAGGGAACCACUGGAUGCACAGAUGUGGAUGAAUGUGAGAUUGGUGCCCACAACUGUGACAUGCAUGGUCUGUGUUUCAAUGUUCCGGGAAGCUUCAGAUGUAGCUGUAAGGAAGGAUGGAUUGGAAAUGGAAUUAAGUGUAUAGAUCUUGAUGAGUGCUCUAAUGGAACACACCAAUGUAGCAUAAAUGCUCAGUGUGUGAAUGCUCCUGGGUCAUAUCAUUGCACCUGUGCAGAAGGAUUUACUGGAGAUGGAUUUAUUUGUUCAGAUAUUGAUGAAUGUGCAGAAAAUAUCAAUCUUUGUGACAAUGGACAAUGUCUUAAUAUUCCUGGUGGAUACCGUUGUGAGUGUGAGAUGGGCUUCACUUCAACUUCCAAUAGCCGAACUUGUCAAGAUAUUGAUGAGUGUGCUGAUCCUAUAAAUUGUGUCAAUGGCUUUUGUGUAAAUACUCCUGGAAGGUAUGAAUGUAACUGUCCUCCAGAUUUCCAGCUGAAUCCAACAGGAGUUGGCUGUGUUGAUAAUAGAGUUGGCAACUGUUAUUUGAAAUAUGGACCAAGAGGUGAUGGAAGUCUCUCCUGCAGUACUGAAAUUGGUGUCGGAGUCAGUCGUUCUUCUUGUUGCUGUUCUUUGGGAAAAGCCUGGGGGAAUCCCUGUGAGACAUGCCCACCUGUAAAUAGCAGUGAAUAUAAUACCUUGUGUCCCGGAGGCGAAGGCUUCAGACCAAAUCCCAUAACAAUUAUCUUAGAAGACAUUGAUGAAUGCCAAGAACUGCCUGGUCUAUGCCAAGGUGGAAACUGCAUCAAUACUUUUGGCAGCUUCCAAUGUGAAUGUCCUCAUGGGUACUAUCUCAGUGAAGAAACACGUAUCUGUGAAGAUAUUGAUGAAUGUGUUGCACAUCCUGGUGUAUGUGGUCCUGGGACAUGCUAUAACACCUUAGGAAAUUAUACCUGUAUUUGCCCCCCGGAAUAUAUGCAGGUGAAUGGAGGACACAACUGUAUGGAUAUGAGAAAGAGCUUUUGUUAUAGAAGCUACAAUGGGACAUCUUGUGAUAAUGAACUUCCCUUUAAUAUUACCAAGAGAAUGUGUUGUUGCACUUACAAUGUUGGGAAAGCCUGGAACAAGCUGUGUGAGCCAUGCCCAGCUCCAGGGACAGUUGAAUUCAGAACGUUAUGUGGAAAUAUCCCUGGUUUUACCUUUGACAUUCAUACUGGAAAAGCAGUUGAUAUUGAUGAAUGUAAAGAGAUUCCAGGUAUUUGUGCAAAUGGUGUUUGCAUCAACCAGAUUGGAAGUUUUCGUUGUGAAUGCCCCACAGGAUUUAGCUACAAUGAUCUGCUCUUGGUCUGUGAAGAUAUUGAUGAAUGUAGCAAUGGUGAUAAUCUCUGUCAAAGAAAUGCAGAUUGCAUCAAUAGCCCCGGUAGUUACCGCUGUGAGUGUGCUACAGGUUUCAAACUUUCACCCAAUGGUGCUUGCAUUGAUCGCAAUGAAUGCCAGGAAAUACCUAAUGUAUGUAGUCAUGGCACAUGUGUGGAUAAAGAGGGGAGUUACUACUGUAUCUGUCAAAAUGGUUUUAAGGCAUCCCGUGAUCAAACAAUGUGCAUGGAUGUAGAUGAAUGUGAAAGACAUCCUUGUGGGAAUGGAACUUGUAAAAAUACAGUUGGAUCAUAUAACUGCCUCUGCUAUCCAGGAUUUGAGCUAACACAUAAUAAUGACUGUAUGGAUAUUGAUGAGUGCAGUUCCUUCUUUGGGCAGGUGUGCAGAAAUGGAAGAUGCUUUAAUGAAAUUGGUUCUUUCAAAUGUUUAUGUAAUGAAGGUUAUGAACUUACUCCAGAUGGCAAAAACUGUAUUGAUAUUAAUGAGUGUGUAGUGCUACCUGGCUCAUGCUUUCCUGGGACAUGUCAGAAUUUGGAAGGAUCAUUCAGAUGUAUCUGCCCACCAGGAUAUGAAGUAAAAAGUGAAAGCUGCAUUGAUAUUGAUGAAUGUAAUGAGGAUCCUAACAUCUGCCUGUUUGGAUCCUGCACUAAUACUCCAGGAGGAUUUCAGUGCAUCUGCCCUCCCGGUUUUGUAAUAUCUGACAAUGGCAGGAGAUGUUUUGAUACUCGACAGAGCUUCUGUUUCACUAACUUUGAGAAUGGGAAGUGCUCUGUGCCAAAAGCAUUUAAUACCACCAAGGCAAAAUGUUGUUGCAGCAAGAUGCCAGGAGAAGGUUGGGGUGAUCCAUGUGAACUGUGUCCUAAAGAAGAAGAAGUUGCUUUUCAGGAUCUGUGUCCAUUUGGCCAUGGAACAAUACCUGGAAUAGAUGAUACACGAGAAGAUGUCAAUGAAUGUCUGGAGAAUCCUGGUAUUUGUUCCAAUGGACACUGCAUAAACACUGAUGGAUCAUUCCGUUGUGAAUGUCCCUUGGGGUAUAACCUUGACUACACUGGAGUGCAAUGUGUAGAUACUGAUGAAUGCUCCAUUGGUAAUCCUUGUGGAAAUGGCACAUGUUCCAAUGUGAUCGGUAGUUUUGAAUGCAAUUGCUUGGAUGGAUUUGAACCUGGGCCAAUGAUGAAUUGUGAGGAUAUAAAUGAAUGUGCACAAAAUCCUUUGCUUUGUGCUUUUCGCUGUAUAAAUACUUAUGGGUUUUAUGAAUGCACCUGUCCAGUGGGAUAUGAAUUAAGAGAAGACCAGAAAAUGUGCAAAGAUCUUGAUGAAUGUGCAGAGGGUCUACAUGACUGUGAAUCAAGAGGCAUGAUAUGCAAAAAUCUGAUUGGAACCUUCAUGUGCAUAUGUCCCCCUGGAAUGACUCGAAGACCAGAUGGAGAAGGUUGCAUUGAUGAAAAUGAAUGCCACAGUAAGCCGGGUAUCUGUGAAAAUGGUCGUUGUAUAAACAUUAUUGGAAGUUACAUAUGUGAGUGUAAUGAAGGUUUCCAGUCAAGCCCAUCUGGAAUUGAAUGCAUUGACAACCGACAAGGUUUCUGCUUUGCUGAAGUCUUGCAGACAAUGUGUCAAAUGGCUUCCAGUAGCCGUAAUCUUGUCACCAAAUCAGAAUGCUGUUGUGAUGGUGGAAGAGGGUGGGGCAAUCAAUGUGAGAUUUGCCCACUUCUAGUAACCACUCAAUAUAAGAAGCUGUGUCCACAUGGUCCAGGAUACACCACUGAUGGGAGAGAUAUUGAUGAGUGUAAGGUCAUGCCAAAUUUAUGUAGAAAUGGACAAUGCAUAAACACCAUGGGUUCCUUCAGAUGUUUUUGCAAAGUUGGCUAUACUACUGACAUAAGUGGUACUUCUUGUGUGGAUCUUGAUGAAUGCUCCCAGUCUCCCAAACCAUGCAAUUUUAUCUGCAAGAAUACUGAAGGAAGCUACCAAUGUUCAUGUCCACGUGGCUAUAUCCUCCAAGAUGAUGGAAAAUCCUGUAGAGAUCUUGAUGAAUGUCAAACUAAACAACAUAACUGUCAAUUCCUUUGUGUCAAUACCUUGGGGGGAUUCACAUGUAAAUGUCCACCAGGUUUCACGCAACAUCAUACGGCCUGUAUAGAUAAUAAUGAAUGUGGAUCACAGCCUUCACUUUGUGGAUCAAAAGGAAUCUGUCAGAAUACUCCUGGAAGUUUUGCCUGUGAAUGCCAAAGAGGUUUCUCUUUAGAUUCCACUGGAUUGAACUGUGAAGAUAUGGAUGAGUGUGAAGGAAAUCACAGAUGCCAACAUGGUUGCCAAAAUAUUCUUGGUGGCUACAGAUGCAGCUGCCCACAUGGAUAUAUCCAGCAUUAUCAGUGGAAUCAGUGUGUAGAUGAAAAUGAAUGCUCAAAUCCUAGCAUUUGUGGUUCAGCUUCAUGCUACAACACUCUUGGAAGCUACAAAUGUGCAUGUCCCUCUGGAUUCUCUUAUGAUCAGCUCAGUAGCGCAUGCCACGAUGUCAAUGAAUGUUCUUCUACCAAAAAUCCCUGCAAUUAUGGCUGUUCCAAUACUGAAGGCGGAUACCUCUGUGGCUGCCCUCCAGGGUAUUACAGAGCAGGGCAAGGGCACUGUGUCUCCAGUAUGGGAUUUAGUAAAGGCCAGUAUCUUCCAGUGGAUCAAGGUGAAGAGAAUGCUUUGUCCCCAGAAGCAUGUUAUGAGUGUAAAAUUAAUGGAUACUCCCAAAAAGACAGCAGGAAGAAAAGAAGCCUCAAUCAACCUGAGCCUGCAGAGGUAAGCGAAAACUGCACAACUGAUUUGCACUUGUUUUUGGAAAGUUUGGACAUUGAUCUUCCAUUAAAGAUGAGAUUCAGCGUAACUGGCCUUGGCAAUAAAGAACAUAUAUUAGAUCUCAUGCCUGCAAUACAGACCCUCACAAAUCACAACCGCUACAUUAUCUCCUUUGGUAAUCACAACAGCACCUUCCGGAUACACCAGAAAGAUGGGCUGAGUUAUCUUCAGGUUGCUAAGAAAAAAGCCACAGCUGGUAUUUACACACUGGAAAUAGUUAGCAUUCCUCUGUACAAAAAGGAAGAGCUAAAGAAAUUGGAAGAAAGCAAUGAGGACAACUACCUCCUAGGAGAACUUGGAGAAACUCUUAAAAUGAGACUCUGGAUUGAACUCUAUUAAAACCUUCCUUCCCUCAUGAAGGAUUCCCUUCUGUUCACGUAUCGUAUCAUAUACUUUGGUUUUGAAAGCUUUAAGGGGGUCGGGUAACUUACUUUUUCAGAAGACCCAAAAUUGCAAAUAGUGACCUCUGCAUCCUUCUGUCCUGAAUAAGACUGAAGAACAGACCUCAACCUUUCUGUUACCAAAAACCUUGAUUACAAUGCCAACAAUAAUGAUUACUAUAUUGUCUAUAUAAUCUCAAUUUUAAAUAUAUAUAUUUUUUAAAAAGAAAAUGUGGUGCUUAAAAAAAUCAUAUAUGGCACUAAAUGGCACAAAAUGUGAGUUACUUUUCCUAUAAGCACUCUAGCAUAUUGAUGAUUUUGCUGUAGUUCCUAAAUUAAAAAUAGAGAUUUUAUUUAUUUUUAAUGCAAUAAUAUAUGGAGAAAUUAACAAUCUGUGUUAAAAGGGAAAAAGAAAACACUUGUUUUCCUUUGCAAUUUUAUGAAUUUGAGUUAUUACAUGUAUUAGGUAUUUUAGAAAAAAGAACAGAAACAAAUAGAUUGAAAAAGUUUUCUCUCAGUCUUGUGCCUAUUAUCCAUAAAGCAUUAGAAAACAAAUCAUGUGAUCAAAUGAGCACUGUGCUACACUACCCAAGGGCUUUCUUUUCCCUAGGCAAGAUAUUAAAAAUAGUACAUUAUCUUAAAUAACCAUGAUCAGAAUUUCAACUUUAAACUUGGUGCUGAUACUUAACAUACACAUCAUAAAAACUAGAUUUUUCUAUCAGAGAAGACUAUUCAUGGAAAUGAUGCACAACCACUGUAACAAAAUACCUGGAAUGCUUGUGAUAUCCUUGGUAUUGCAAGCCAAUCCGUACUGUAUUUCCUUCAGGUAACCUCACUAUAUCACCUCAUUAACUACAACAAAAGGUGCUUGACGUAUUUGCAUUACUGUAGGCAGCUGAUUACAAAUCAUGUAUUCUUAGAAAGAAACACUUGAUGUUUCAUUCUAAGUGGUGCUGGCUUGAAUUCAUCCUGAAAUAAAGACGGCUGAGCUAUUGCAGAAUUGUCAUAUGUGUACACUAUUCAUGCUGCAUGGAAAAAACACAUAUUGGAAAAUAAGAAUGUUGAUUAAUGCUGUAGUUAUACACAAUAUGUCUCGUUUUAUCAUAGCCUAUUUUAUAAGUUACCUUUGUACAAUGUGUUGGCAUUUAGUUUAGUGUGUUUUUUAUUUUUGUCAUUUAAUAAUGGUGCUAUAAAUAAUAAAUUGUACUUGUUACAGGUCAUAUAAAAAAGCCUCACAUGUGAACCAACACAAAGCACAUUCCAUGCCUGCUUUUCCUCUGUUUUUUUUUUAACCUUACUGAUCAAAAAUUGCCAGAAGUUAUGCUCAUUGUUUUGGUUCAUACUCUAUUUUCUGUGUAUUUUCUUUUAUGAAAAGAGAAAACCCUGUAAAUUGCAUUUAGGAAAAAAAAACCAGUAUUAUUUUGUUGGUCCUUGUAUUAAUACAGCAUCACUUUUCCUGAAAUAAAACUUAUUUUCCGGUAGCUGCAUUAUUUUGUUUUGAUAUGGAAAGAUGGUCAACCUUAUAGCAUUAGGAAUGAAUGAU